AUGGAGACACCUUACACAUGGGCGCUUGUAUCCACCAUAUUGAUCGUCAUCGUCGUCAUCUUCGUCAUAUUUUGUCUGAAGGCGAAAUUCUGCCGAAAGUUAAAAUUCGGAACUGAAGCAUCGACGUUAGGAGGGAAAGUUGAUGUGGACGCUGUCAAAGCUUUAGGCCACUCUUACAAAGAAAGAGUUCAGCCGGAGUUAAACGACUUGAAAAUUGACGACUGCGUGGCAAACAAGAAAGAGAAAGAUGACGGAGGUGACGUUAAACUAGGUCGGGUACAUUAUUCCCUGGAUUAUGAUUAUAACGCUAGUGAGGUGACCAUAACGAUGAUUGAAUGCACAGACCUACCGGCAAUGGAUAACAAUAAAUUCAGCGAUCCGUACAUUAAAUUCUUUCUUAAGCCCGACACGAAGGCCUAUCAAACUAAAGUCAUCAACAAAUCUCUAAAUCCAGUGUUCAAUGAAAAUUUCUCCGUUAAGAUUCCCUAUGCAGAACUGACGAAAAGAACAUUAGGUAUUCUUAUAUAUGACCAUAACCUCUUCUCCAAACACGAUCAAAUAGGCAAAGUUGACCUCGAGUUGUCGUCGGUUGAUUUUGGGGACGUGGUUGAAAAAUGGGCCCACAUACAGAAGCCCGACUCUGAAAACUGCGGGGAGGAUAGUAGAUUAGGAAGUUUGUACUUCACGUUGCGUUACGUUCCCACUGCUGGCAAGUUAACGGUCGUCAUUCUAGAAGCUAAAAAUCUCAAAAAAAUGGAUUCAAUUGGUUUGUCAGAUCCCUAUGUAAAGAUUUCUCUAAUGAUGGGCUCGAAAAGGAUAAAAAAGAAGAAAACGUCAGUGAAGAAGAAAACCUUGAAUCCGUAUUACAACGAGGAGUUCAUCUUUGACGUGACCUUUGACCAGAUUCAGAAAACAUCCCUGAUCAUAUCUGUAAUCGACUACGACCUAAUCGGAAAAUCGGAAACAAUGGGCGCCAUAACGGUGGGGUGCAAUUCUACGGGAUCACCUCUUAAACAUUGGUCAGAAAUGUUGAGCAACCCCCGACGGCCAAUCGCGCAAUGGCACGAGUUGGAAAUGCCAAAAGAUGAGAGAAAAAAAUGA
Molecule: messenger RNA, 1101 nt
Organism: Helobdella robusta
Lineage: Eukaryota; Metazoa; Annelida; Clitellata; Rhynchobdellida; Glossiphoniidae
Gene: Syt1e
Product: synaptotagmin 1e
Exons: 7
Coding region: 1-1101 (366 amino acids)
Biological process (GO): cellular response to calcium ion; synaptic vesicle endocytosis; regulation of dopamine secretion
Cellular component (GO): dense core granule; synaptic vesicle membrane; axon
Molecular function (GO): clathrin binding; calcium ion binding; syntaxin binding
Source: RefSeq, a predicted model, not a curated record